Messenger RNA from Elgaria multicarinata webbii, 2336 nucleotides. It is a transcript of the gene PCSK4, whose product is annotated as proprotein convertase subtilisin/kexin type 4. Gene Ontology annotation, biological process: peptide hormone processing. The transcript is spliced from 15 exons. Gene Ontology annotation, molecular function: serine-type endopeptidase activity. The coding region runs from base 1 to 2301 and encodes 766 amino acids. The record is from RefSeq and is a predicted model, not a curated record. Gene Ontology annotation, cellular component: trans-Golgi network; Golgi membrane. NCBI's taxonomy places the organism in Eukaryota, Metazoa, Chordata, Lepidosauria, Squamata, Anguidae.
AUGAAAGGGGUGAUGGCCGCGGGGCUCUGGCUCUUGCUGCAGCUGCUGCUUUGGGCUGGAUCCUCUCGGGGCCGCGCGGGGCCGCGCAUCUACCUGAGCAGCUGGGCGGUGCGCGUGCCCGCGGGAGCGCAGGAGGCGCAGCGCCUGGCACACAAGCACGGGCUGCUCUACCUGGGCCAGGUGAUUGACGGGGAGCCUUAUUACCACCUGAAACACAGAGGCGUGGCAGAGAGGUCCCUGAGUCGGCACUGGGGUUGGCAUGUUCGUCUGAAGAAAGAACCGCAGAUCCCCUGGUUUGAGCAGCAGACGUUGAAGCGGCGAAGGAGGAAGGCGAUUUCCGUGGUGCCUACCGACCCUUGGUUUCACAAGCAGUGGUACAUGAACAACGACGUGAUUCCGGACCUCAACGUCCUCACCGUGUGGAACCAGGGUUAUACGGGCUCAGGGGUGGUCGUGAGCAUUCUGGACGACGGGAUCGAGAGAGACCACCCCGACCUCGUGGCAAACUACGAUCCCAUGGCGAGUUACGACUUCAACGACAACGACCCAGAUCCGCAGCCGCGGUACAAUGCUUGGGAUGAGAAUAGGCACGGCACGCGUUGCGCUGGGGAGGUGGCUGCUGCAGCGAACAACGACGUUUGUGUGGCCGGCGUCGCUUACCGGGCGAAAAUCGGAGGGGUAAGGAUGCUCGACGGCACCGUCACUGACGUUGUGGAGGCGCAGUCCCUGAGCCUCCGCCCUCAACACGUCGACAUCUACAGCGCCAGCUGGGGCCCGGAGGAUGAUGGGAAGACAGUGGACGGCCCCGGGGUCCUGGCCAUGGAAGCCUUCCGCAAGGGGGUGGCCCACGGCCGCGGAGGGCUGGGCUCCCUCUUCGUUUGGGCCUCGGGGAACGGCGGCCUUCGUCACGAUAGUUGCAACUGCGACGGCUACACCAACAGCAUCUACACCUUAUCCGUGGGCAGCGCCACGCAGAGCGGCCGGGUGCCCUGGUACAACGAGGCCUGCGCCUCCACCCUCACCACCACCUACAGCAGCGGGGUGAAGGGCGAGAAGCAGAUCGUAACCACAGACUUGCGGCACAGCUGUACCAGUGGGCAUACGGGCACCUCUGCCUCGGCCCCCUUGACAGCUGGCAUGAUUGCUCUCGCCUUGGAGGCCAACCCCACCCUGACCUGGCGCGACAUGCAGCACCUCGUGGUGAGGGCCUCUAGCCCCGCCCACCUGCAGGCAGAUGACUGGGCCGUCAACGGCGUGGGGCGCAAAGUGAGUCACUACUAUGGCUACGGGCUCUUGGACGCAGGUGAGCUAGUGGGUCUGGCCAAGAAGUGGAACACAACGCGGCCUCAGAGGAAGUGUUACGUCCAGGUUGUCCACAAGCCAGUGGCCGUCGGCUUGAGGCUUUCCAUCUCCGAAAACGUCACCUCCGCCUGCCUCGGGAAGACCCGGAGCAUCCGGGCGCUGGAGCACGUCCAGGUCCAGCUCUCCCUCCGCUACAGCCGGAGAGGAGAUCUCGCCAUCUCGCUGACCAGUCCGAUGGGGACCAAGUCGACCCUAGUGGCCGUCAGGCCUUAUGACACCAGCAAUGAAGGCUACAGGGACUGGUCUUUCAUGUCCACGCAUUACUGGGAUGAGGAUCCCCAGGGCUCCUGGACCCUUCUUUUGGAGAACAAAGGAGACGCAUAUAACACUGGGUUCCUCGACAGCUUUGUGUUAAAACUGUACGGCACGGAGGAGAACAUGACGGCGCGACAGGUCGCAACCUCGGUGGUGAGCGAGUGCCUGAGGCGAGACGCCGACGGGACGUGUCAAGAAUGUACCAGCCCGUUCUACGCCUUCCAGCGCCUCUGCCUCCCCUACUGCCCGCCCAGGUAUUACGCCUCCUCCCGGCCCGCCCUCAGUGGCGAUGGGACCGUCUGGGCCUGUGCCGCUUGUGACCCGUCUUGCUACACCUGUCAGGGUGGCACGGCACGCAACUGCACCGCCUGCCCGCCGUUCAGCACCUACGAUGCGGGCGCCCAUGUCUGCGCGCAGCACCCGUCCUACGCCUACCUGCCCCGGGCUUUCUCCCUGGGCCAUCGGGAGCUUGUCACCCUGGUCCUGGUCGCCGUGCUCUGCGUGGGGCCCGUUCUCUGCUGCCUACUUUACGUGAUCUGCCGCUGGGCGCCCCUCGGGGUCAAGUGGCAGAAGCAGGCGGGCACACAGGGAGACGCCGAGGCUGUCGGCCUGGAGCUGUUGUGCCUCCAUCAGCCGGGGGCCGGAGAAGGCCUGAAGGACCGCUCGCAGAAGCCUCCGCCGUGAUGCCCGGGCGACGACGCUGCAUCCUAAAAUACUUA